Trachemys scripta elegans is the source of this 4867-nucleotide messenger RNA. RefSeq names its product von Willebrand factor A domain containing 3A (gene VWA3A). The transcript has 33 exons. Bases 326 to 3892 code for a protein of 1188 amino acids. The record is from RefSeq and is a predicted model, not a curated record. Lineage: Eukaryota; Metazoa; Chordata; Testudines; Emydidae.
CUUUAAAAAUUGCAUUUGUGCUUCAUACUGGCAGGGUACCCUUGGUGAAUGUCUUCUAGCAGAAUGGUUUCCAAGUAUAUUAUGUAAUAAUAAUCAAAGAAUAACGUCCACUUCUUUUUUCAGUUUUCUUGGUCACAGGCACUGCACGCAAUAUAAUUAAGUAUGUGGUUUCUGUUGAUUUUGUAUCUAUGGGACUAUAAUCUUAGGAGAGUGAUAUCUUGUAUCAAGCAUUUAAUAUAGCUUUUAUUCUUGAUAUUCUAAACUUCCACUCUUUAAUGCUAUGUCUCUUUUUUUUAAAGAAGGUUAAAUCUUUGGUCAUAAUACAAUGGAUGCACAAACCAGAAAAAUGGCUCAGUUAUUGGACAAUGAUCAGUUCUUGGAAAAAGUAGGGGUAAGCAUGGGAUCUGACGCAGUUCCAAUGAAAGGCCGACCAUCCUGGCAUGAUGUUACAAUAACAGAUUUGGAGCCCGAUAAUGGAUUACUGGUUACACACAUCAACCAGACACAAGACCUGCUGAGAGCGCAAAACAGGAAAAUGCGAUCCAGUGAGGUGCAAACCACAGAAGAAUGGCUAAGAAACCACAGUUUAGAAUCCAUGCAAUUAACAUUAGAAGAUCUCCUAAAGAAGGGCAAUAUUGUCUUGAAUGCAAGAAAUGCCACAGAACAGAUAGAGUUUGCUGCCAAGACAGUUGUUAAUUUUGAAUCCAAGCUGUCUGAAGCAAUUGAACUUUAUCACCAGCGAAUUCAGUGGUUGUUGGAGGACAGCAGAAAGGUGUUCGGCCUUAUAAAAGGGAACAAAGUUGGACUCCUGGUUGAUGUAUCGGAUAUAAGUUGUGGACCUCGACUAUUUGAGUUCCAGAAAGACCUUUUGUGUCUAAUAGAUGAACAGCUGUGUUAUAAGAAGCAGUUAUAUUUCCUCUCCUUUGGUACUGAGAUUUCAUCUCUAUGGGAGAAUCCAACAAACGUCAAUGUGCGCAUCCUAGAUGAAGCAAGACAGUGGGUGCAGGAGCUGCAACCCAGUGGAGGCUGCAAUUUGCUGAAAGCUUUAAAGAAGGUCCUUACAAUGAGGGAACUGAAUUCAUUGGUUCUUAUUGUAGGAAGCUGCCCCGAUCAAUCUUCGGAAAUAUUAUCUGACUAUAUUCAGCAGUGUACCGUGGGGAGAAAGGUGCUGAUACACACCAUUACGUAUGAGUGUAGCAAUCAUGUUCCUCCUGCUGUUUUAAAGAACCUUGCGGAAGUUGUUGGAGGCUGUUAUCACUGUUAUUCUUCAAAGAGUGAGAAUUACGAUAGUAGCGAUGUUUAUCUACUGCUUUGUGAAUCCCAAAAAGCUAAGAAUAUUCUCAGCAGCAUCAAAGAAACUUUCCAGGGAAGGAUUGGUGAUUCAGUUAUUGGUAGAGUACAAGAUAUUUCCAAAGAAUUUACCAAGUUGACGCCUGCUAGUUUCCUACCCAAGCCUCCGAAGCAUGAAGGACCUCUUGUUAUACAAAUGCCAAGCUUCCUGGCCAAAACCUCAGCAGCCUGGUUAAAGACAAAUGGAUUGAAAGCCAAGAAGUUAAGCCUUUAUCAAGUUUUGGCUCCUAAUGCUUUUUCACCUGUGGAAGAAUUUGUGCCUAUUCUUCAGAAAACAGUGUCAUCAACUCUGCAUGAGAAAGCAAUGAUGCAGUUUGAAUGGCAUGAUGGGACUAUGAAAAAUGUUCACGUGGACCCACCAAUAUUAUAUGACUAUCAGAAACAGCUUGAUAGAAUGGUGAGAACGUAUGAGAGGCGAAUAGACUGGCUUUCUAUCGCUAGUAGAAGAAUAUGGGGAACUGUUUGUGAACGGAGGGUUGUUAUACUUGUUGAUAUCUCAGUAACAAAUUCCUUGUACAUCAUUCAUAUCCAACAUUCCCUGCGACUUUUACUUGAAGAACAAAUGUCAAACAAGGAUUUCUUCAAUAUUAUAGCAUUUGGAAGUGACAUCAAGUCUUGGAAACCAGAAAUGGUUCCUUCAAAUCCAGAAAAUUUACAAAGUGCCUGGAGAUGGGUGUUGAGCCUGCAGUGCAAAGGCAGUAGAAAUUUCAUGAGUGCUCUAAGAAGAGCAGUGGAAGUAGAUCUCAAAGAUAAAGACAAACAUGUAUCUCAAGGACUUUAUCUGCUUACCACUGGAGUUCCUGACCAGGAGAUGCAUGCAGUUAGUACUUACGUGGUCGAUGUCUGUGGAGGUUGUGAUUUGCAGCUUCAUGUCUGUCUGUUCAGUGUAAAUGGUUUUGACCCCAAUGGCAUUAUUCCAUCUCGUUAUGCCAGUCCAAAUGAAACCGCCAGCACGUUUAGAGAAAUAGCACAUGCUGCCAAUGGAAGGUUUCAUUGGUUUGGAGAAACAGGCAUUUAUGAAAGUGAUGAUAUCAGUAUUAUUGUGUCUGAAAUGGAAAAAGCAGUAAACUACUCCCAAAAGUGUGCCUUGCUGGUGGAAUCCUUAAAGCAACGUUCAGGAACUCAGUUGGUUAAUCAGUUUAUCCCAGAAGAAGAUUUAAAGAUGCUCUUAAAAAAGGAGAGAACUAGAGCACAGAAAUUGCUGCCUCCUAAACCUACAGCUCUCACUCUGGCUAGAAUGAAUAUCAAAGACAAUCAUGAGGGGGAAAAGAAUGCUGUCUUAAAAGCUCUGACAUGGCGUCCAACUAGUGCCAAAGCAGAAAUCCCACCACCUCAGCCGAUAAAAGAAUGGACUCAGACUUCUGUUAAGAAGAAACAUAAAUCAAGAAAACAGUCACAGAUCUCCCUCUCAGUAUUUUAUAUUGACAAAGGAAAAAAUGUGGGUGCAGUUUACAGAAAGUAUCCAAAGAAAAAAAGUAUGAGGAGGUCUGUUCCUGUUGCUACACUGCCAAAGGAAGAGGAAAUAUGUUCAAGCAAAGAGUGGUUGAACAAGUACAGUAUAAAAAAGUUGAAGUUAGAGUUACCCAGAAUUAUGUUUGGUCCCAACUGUGUUCACCAGAAGAAAAUGGUGGAGUCUUUGCACAAGAAAGUGUCAGCAAAAUACUGUACCAUCUUCCCCAGUGUGGAAAUCAAUGGUAUUGUGAAACACCUACAAUUUCAGCCUAAGGAACUAGAAGACUAUGUUGAACAAAUGGAGAGGGUGUUACGUUGCUAUAUUCGAAGAAUACAGUGGCUUCUCUCAGGAAGCCGGCGAUUAUUUGGCACCAUUUUGGAGACAAAAGUAUGCAUCUUGAUUGAUACAUCUGGUUCCAUGGACCCUUAUUUGCAACAGGUCACAAAAGAGCUUACCUCCCUCAUCUGGGAGCAGCUAAGAAAGAAUAAUGCUAGGUUUAACCUGCUGAAAUUUGCAGAAGAUAUAGACACUUGGCAGGAGUUUCUUGUAGAGGCUACAGAUGAAACCUGUCAUGAUGCUGUACAAUGGGUGUCAAAAUUCCAAGCUCAUGGCAAUACAUGUGUCCUUAAGGCUUUGCAGAAAGCUUUCUGUUUUCAAGAUCUAGAGGCACUGUAUGUUCUGACCGAUGGAAAGCCAGAUACCAGCUGCAGUCUCAUUCUAAAAGAAGUUGAAAAGAUUAGAAAGAAACAAACUAUUAAAAUCCACACCAUUUCUUUUAACUGUUCAGACAGAAGAGCUAAUGAAUUUCUGAAGAAGCUGGCCUCUCAAACAGGAGGACGCUACCAUCGCUGCAUUGGAGAUAUGGAUGGACAGUUAGCAGCACACAGAAUGUUGACAGAAGGAUUUGAUGAUGAUGAUGAUCCAGUUUUUCCUUUCUUCGAAGGAGAUGAUUUAAAGAAACUUGCUCAAGAAGUAGCAAAAGCCAGAAGCUUUUUAAUUCAGGCAAAAUCUUUUAGGUUGCUAUUAGAAAAAUGGAAUUUGGACCAAAAGGACAAUUCUUUUUUAAAAAAAAAUCCUCAGUUAUUUUAACAGACUCCAGAUAUGAUCCUUGAUGGGUAAAAGAGAUGGACUAUCAUCCUAAAAAGAAAAUUAUUCCCAAUGUCUUUAUAUAGUGAUGUCAAGAAACAACUGUUUACACAGAAAAAAAAUAAAGCCUAAAGUUGAAGAGAAUGCAUUUGCCAAAAAGAUUUUGCAAAUAACCAUUUUCACUUCUUGCUCUAAAUUUUCUCUUUGCUGCCAUCACAAGUAGGAAGGAAAGAUGAUUCUAAAAAUCAGCAGACCCACAAGCAAGCAAUACUCUUUCAUGCUGAUAAAGUCCAGCUGAAUUCACUAUGGGUCCAAUUCAACUGUCAACUACAAUCAAGGGAGAGACUAUCACUGACAUGAGUGGUAGUUUGUUCAGAAUUCUUUGGUAACAGUUCCAGAGAGACUGAACAUGUGUUCACAGGAGUCUUGUGAGAAAAUGCAAUUCCAACUAACUGCACGGUUGUGAGAGAUGCAGAAUUUUCCAGCAAUUGCAUAAAAUAUGCACUUCUAGCUAGCAAACCCAGGCACCAAGGACGGAAUCCUGGCCUCACUGAAGUCAAUGGGAGUUUUGCCAUUGCCUUUGGGGCCAAGAUUUCAUCCCAAAAAUUUAACAGAUGUAAUAAGUAAAAAUGGGCCAGAAAUGUAAAGUCCAGAUAGUGAGCUGAGAUUUCCCAAAGUCCAGAUGUCUAUAGAUCCCAGUGUUUUGUUUGGGCCCACCUCAAAUACUAACUGUAAAUGUAUACAUCUGGGAAAAAUGAAUGUGGGACAUACUUACAAGACGAAGGACUCUAUCCUUGAAAGCAGUGACUGCUCUUUGAUUUGGGGGUUCGGGUGGUUAAUCAGCUGAUCAUGAGCGCUCAGUGACAGUGUGAUUCUGUGGCCAAAAGAGCUAGUUUGAUCCUGGGAUGCAUGAACAGGGGAUUUCCAGUAGGAGUAAAGAGGUUAUUUUACCUCUGUAUUGGGCACUGGUGUGACCAC